Messenger RNA from Anolis carolinensis (green anole), 2445 nucleotides. RefSeq names its product cysteine-rich venom protein piscivorin. The transcript is spliced from 8 exons. Lineage: Eukaryota; Metazoa; Chordata; Lepidosauria; Squamata; Anolidae. The record is from RefSeq and is a predicted model, not a curated record. Bases 1216 to 1935 code for a protein of 239 amino acids.
UAGACUCAUAUAAUGCAGUUCAGCAGCAUUAAUAUAAGUCAAACUGCAUUAUAUGAUAGUGUUGAUGGGGCCCAAGCCCCAUUUUUAGAUAUUCUUUAUACUGGAAUUAUUACAAGACCAGAAAUGAAAAAUGUAACAUUUACAGUACAAUAUAUGAAUCAUACAGCCAGAAUUACCCAGAGCAUGGCGAACUCUACAGUGCAGGUUGUUACAGGACUUUUGCUCCACCUUCUCCCUCCAUCUUUGAUUUCACUCACUUCUUCCAUGCCCAGUAUGAAACCUUAAUUCUUUGUCCUCUGCUCUCUACAGCACAUGGCUGCUAGUAAUUGUCUCUACAUUUCGACCAAUCAGAUAGAUAUCCAAGGCUCAAAGCAGGACAGCUAUCCUCAUGGCCCUCAUUGCUCCAAUGGGGAAAUGAAGGCCACAUCUACACUCUUAGAUAAUGCAGUGUGGUGGUUGCAUUAGCUUGGGACAUCCAAAUGAGGUACCUAGGCGAAUGCAGUUUAACCUGGGGCAAUCCUUUUACUCUGGCUUGCACUUGGGUUCUAAAAAAUCGGACAAUUUGUGGGUGCUCUGCCAGUGCAUGAUCCCAGAUGGUGUCCCCACACUCCCUGAGUUUAGGCAUCCCCUGGAGGUGCAAUGGCAGUGCCCUGCGAGCCUCCCUGUACCCAGAUUACCCACCCAAGAUAGCUGGGAAUCAUUUUUACCCUUUGCUGGAAAUUGCCUUCUUCCAGAAUAGCCCUCACUGGUGACACUACAGACCUUUGGAGAGGAGAGAGGGCAUCCCGCUCUAAAACCCUAUUACAUCAUCAACGUUUAAAAGGCUUGCUAUUUUUGGGGGGUAUGAAAUGAGAUGAAGGAAGACUUGGGAAGCUGUGCCCGUGCCCAGCUAUGCCAAACCUGCAUAGAGCCCCAAGAUGGAGCUCAGAACCGGCAGUGAGUAGAGUACAUCUGAAAGUAGGCAUUUCAUUGUGAAGCAUGCCUCCAUGACUACAGUGCAACGUCUACUUAAGACGUCUACUGUUGCUCAGCCCAGGUUUUGCUUUGACAUAAGAGCAGCAUUUUCAGUUAAGAGCUAGUGCCAGUGGGAGUGGUGCUAAGGUGAGAGGGAGUGCUAGUGUGAGAGUACAGGACUUUAGAGCUUCAAGGGAGCAGCCUCCACGCCUUGUCCGCUUUGGGAGAUUGCUGUCCACUUUGAUCUUGUCUGCUUUGGAAAUGUUUCUUCUACUUCUACUCUUGCCCUUGUCUGCCAUAUUGCAACAAUCUCUAGGAGAGUACCCAGGCAUAGCAACAGAUCUCCCUGAAAAAAUACAAAAAGAGAUUGUUGACAAAUUUAAUGCUAUCAGGAGAGGAGUGCAGCCAUCUGCAAGCAAUAUGGUGAAAAUGAAAUGGAGUGAUAAAGCUGCCGAUAAUGCUAAAAUAUGGGCCCGAAAGUGCAUUGCAAGAGCCGCUCCACAAGAAGAACGCUUUGUAGAUGGGGUCCUGUGUGGGGAUAAUAGAGUCCGGUCAACUUAUUCAACUUCCUGGUUAGAAGUAAUUGACUUGUGGAAUCAAAAAUCAUCUAACUUCAAAUAUGGAGUUGGAGCAAUUGACCCCCGCAGAGACAUAUAUGGUUACACUCAGAUGAUUUGGCACAACUCAUAUCUGAUUGGAUGUACAGUUGCCUUCUGCCCAGCAGAAGAGUACAAGUUCUUAUAUGUUUGCCGUUUCUGCCCUGCUGGAAAUUCAAUAGAAGAAAUUGCAACACCCUACAAAGAAGGCCCACCCUGUGGAGACUGCCUCGAUAAUUGUGAGGAUGGACUUUGCACUCAAACAUGUGAGUAUAUGGAUGCCCGUGAAGACUGUAAAACAAUGGUGCUAAUGUUUCCCUGUGAGAAUGUAUAUAUUCAACAAGUUUGCGCUGGCACCUGCAAAUGCCCACCAGGACUUGUAUAAAUGCCUGAACAGUACUCAAGGGAUGUCUUAAUGAAGCAGAUGGAAGUUCAGGAUUAAAAAGAAUUUUUCUUCUCACCUAAAGGAUCAUUUCCCACAUUAUUUGCAAAUAUAGAUAAUUGAUCAAAAUCUGGGUUCUUUUGGGUUUUUUUCUUUGCUUAAUAUUGCCUUAGAAGUCUCCAAAACCAGAUGACCUACAUCCAAGGGUAUUAAAAAAACUAGCAGAAGUAAUUUCAGAACCAUUUCAAAAUCAUUUUUGAUAAUUCCUGGAGAACAGGAGAAGUUUUGAAGCUGUUUUAAUUCCUAAGCAAUUCUGGAAUGUGUUGAUAUAUAUUUUUGAGUAAGCUGGUCAUUAAGGUUUGAUUUAUAUAGUGUUACAUGUUUGGAACUCCAGAAAAGUGUUGAUUUUGUGUUUUGUGUUUUGCUUUAAAAUCAGUGAGGAAUAUUGCUUAAGAAAAUUUCCAAAAUAUUAAUUAUACAACAUUACUUAUUAAAUUUCAUUUGUUUACCCUA